Molecule: messenger RNA, 1119 nt
Organism: Oxyura jamaicensis (ruddy duck)
Lineage: Eukaryota; Metazoa; Chordata; Aves; Anseriformes; Anatidae
Product: ankyrin repeat domain-containing protein 26-like
Exons: 4
Coding region: 1-873 (290 amino acids)
Source: RefSeq, a predicted model, not a curated record
AUGGCCGCCUGUGGCGACUCGGCCCUAGUGAAGCUACAGGCAAAGGAGCAUGGCAUCGCCCAGAAGUACAAGGACAACAGGCACAGUCCUUGCAUGCAACCCAUGGGCUGCAGAGAGCAGGAAAAUGAGAGAGAAGCUGCUCCAUGCAGUGAGAAAGGGACGCCAGCAUCCAGUGCUGGCCACAGGGCAGGAGCUGCUGAAGCCAGACAAUGUGCACCCACUCUGGAGAGAGCAGAUGAGCCUGAUGUACACUCAGAGCCUGCCGUCUCUAAGUUGCCAUCAAAUGAAGAAGAAGCUGUCCAGCAUAGUAGCAAAAGCUCUGACAGUGAGGACACAGAAAGAACAGUGGAGCCAGAGUCUGACUUGCUCGUUUUCUCCCCGAGCCUUGAAAUUCAUCAGUCAUCCGAAAGUGCUGCUGAGCAAAUGCUUCAGAGAGAACGUGAGCAAUGGCUGCGUUUGCAAGAAAAGCUCUAUCGCGAAAUCUCUGAGAUGCAAGAAAGCAACAAGAGCUUGUCUCAGCAGCUGAGCAAAGCUGAAGGAAAAGCUAGUAGGCUUGAGAAGGAAGUUGAGCAAUUGAAAGAAAUGCUCCAGGAGAAGACAUUGUUUUUAAAAACAACAGAACGAGUGUUACAGCAGGUCAGGAAGCAGGCAAAGAAAUGUCAUGGUCUAUGCUCUCAGAAACCUCAAGUGAAAAAAGAGGCUGCAGAGAAUCAAGUCCUGCAGGAACAACUGGCCCAGCUCCAAAGCAAAAACCUUUCACUCUGUCAGCAGCUGGAAGACAUGCAGAAGAAGACCAUCCAAGAAAGAAUGGUGAGUGAUGUCUUAAAAUGCAAAACUGACAAAGUGGGAAAAAAAAAAGGUGAACGUGGAUAAAGAAAAACAUAAAGGGGAGCAGCUCACAAAGUCACUUGACACUUUGAGAAUUUAGCAGGAGAAUUUACGUGCAUGGGAGGCCAUCACUUGGGUUGGCUCUGUUUUCUUCCAUUUAUGUUGUUAUUCCAGAAGGGUUUGUCAAGUAGCAUAUCCUUGCUCUAAACCCAGAAUCACAGAAUCAUUUAGGUUGGAAGAGACCUCCAAGAUCACCCAGUCCAACCUCUCACCUAACACUAACAAGUCUUC